Molecule: messenger RNA, 324 nt
Organism: Lathyrus sativus (Indian pea)
Lineage: Eukaryota; Viridiplantae; Streptophyta; Magnoliopsida; Fabales; Fabaceae
Source: the annotation of a GenBank genome assembly
AUGAAUUACGAAAAAACUCCGCAUCAUUGUGCUCCUGGGUAUCCGACGUUCUUCGAUCAUUUUGAGGAAGAUGAUUUUCUAUGGAGACCCUAUCUUGAACUUGAAGAUGAGGAUCCAACUGAAAGCGAUAUGUGGAGUUCUACAACAUUCAUAUUUUCUUUUACUUAUGUUGAAAUGAAUCAUUCAGAUAGGGUGAAACUCCAAUUCGGAAUUAAACAAGGCAUUCCUGGUCCACCUACAUGCAUGGAGAGGUACCACAAGAGUACAUCGAAUGACCAAUGGAAAUUCGAUAAUUGGAGAGACCAUAACAGACAAGAACGUUAG